Periophthalmus magnuspinnatus is the source of this 729-nucleotide messenger RNA. It is a transcript of the gene tyrobp, whose product is annotated as transmembrane immune signaling adaptor TYROBP. Gene Ontology annotation, biological process: positive regulation of natural killer cell activation; negative regulation of B cell proliferation; neutrophil activation involved in immune response. The record is from RefSeq and is a predicted model, not a curated record. The transcript is spliced from 5 exons. Gene Ontology annotation, cellular component: cell surface. Bases 80 to 385 code for a protein of 101 amino acids. Gene Ontology annotation, molecular function: signaling receptor binding. NCBI's taxonomy places the organism in Eukaryota, Metazoa, Chordata, Actinopteri, Gobiiformes, Gobiidae.
CAACAUCAUCAAAAGAGAAGACAACAAAACUUUGACCAAGCAUUUAAUCAUUUUCUCCCUCUGCAUACACGGCAUUAGGAUGCUGCCUGACACCUUAUGCGUUGAUUCCAUGUUUGGAAGCACAGAGGAAACGCAAGAUUGUGGCACCUGUUACCACAUCAGUAUGGCUGUGGUCAUAGGCAUUGUUGUAUGUGACAUUUUAUUGACCAUCAUCAUAAUUAUAUCAGUCAUUUGUUUUGUGAAGUCAUACAGUAAUAGACAACGAGAGUUACGCGAUGAAAGAACAGUACCAUCUCCUGAAUCAAAAGAAGUCACCGAAUCGCCUUAUCAGGAGUUACAAGGCACACAGUCUGAUGUGUACAGUGAACUUAAUCACUUUAGGUAGUAGAGUCGAGAUAAAUACUAUAUUGCACAAAUAUAAAAUAACUAGUAGGCCUAUAUUAUGUGGAAGAGAUAUGCAAGUGGACAUUUGAUCUUUUUUGUUCAUAAUUGUCUCUUGACAAUGGAGAUGGCCUCAGUUUCAAUCAUCAGUGGAAUAUGUACCUAUGUAUACUAAGCUAUGUACUUUAGUUUGUUACUCAUACUGUUGUGCUUAAUCAAUGUAUUUAACAGCAUAUACAUACUUGGGUGUGUGGUGAAGAAGAUAUUCACAGGAAUGCAUUAAUCAUGUGUUUAUUUAUUGUUAAUUUACACUUGUAAACAUUAAAUUACAACCACUUUCAAAAUCAA